Messenger RNA from Pelagomonas calceolata, 2064 nucleotides. The record is from the annotation of a GenBank genome assembly. NCBI's taxonomy places the organism in Eukaryota, Pelagophyceae, Pelagomonadales, Pelagomonadaceae.
AUGCAUCUCUGGUUGCUCUUGAGUGCAGCGCUGGCCUUUGUGCCACAGCGCUCCGUGCCGGCGAUACGAGGCCUGCAAGCCGUCGUAGAAGACGUUGACGCACUCAGCUUCAGAGAGCUGCAGGCGGCGUGCAAAGAGCGCGGCCUCCCGGCGCGCGGCGCGACGGACGUCUUGCGCGAGCGGUUGCGAGAGCACCUGGCCGACGCACCGUCAGACGCCGGGACGGAUGCUGACGCAAUCGAUCUCGACGCCGCACUCGCAGCCGACGACGACGCCGCGUUCGACGAAGAAGAACUCAUAGCCCCCGACGCCGAGGCGGACGACGACGCCGCGUUCUCCGAAGAAGAGCUCAUAGCCCCCGACGCCGAGGCGGACGACGACACCGCGUUCGCGGCGCAGCUCGACGCCUUCUUUGCAGAGGACGACGACGACGCAGACGACGCGGCCGAGUCCGCUAGGCGCGCGCUGAAGGCGGCCCGGGCGCCCGGCCCGGCCGCUACCGCCUGGGCCGAACUAGUCGCCGCGCUCGGCGGCGCCGCCCCCGAGGAGGACGACGCGACGCGCGCGCUGCGGGUCUUCUCCCGCGCGGCGGCCUGCGACGACGCCGCGAGGGUGCUGGCGGACUGCGAGGCUUGCGGUCGCCCGGCGGGCGUCGGCGCCUGGAAGCUGGCGCUCGAGGCGUACGCGCGCUCGAAGCGGCCGCGCGACGCCGACCGAUUGGCGGCCGAGGCGCGCACGCGCGGCGUCUUCCCGGAAAAGCCGGACGGACCGCUCUACCGCUCGUUGCUGAAGCACUGCGUCGGCGCCUGCCAGUGGCGCCGGGCCAUCGCGCUCCUCGACGAGAUGGAGGGCCGCGACGACGUCACCGUUGACGGGCGCGACUGGAACCUGGCGCUGUUUGCCGCCGAGCGCCUCGCCGUCGACGCGUCGAAGCGCCGCGGCCGGCUGCGCCGCGCCGACGCCGAGGGGCCCGACCGCGUCAUGGCGGCGAUGCGCGCCAAGGGACAGGAGCCCACGCCGAAGGGACUCGCCGCGGCCGUCAACGCGAAUCGCUACGCCGGGCGGCCGGACCUGGCGCUGGCGAACCUCGCCAGGCUCCAGGCGGCUGUCAAGAAGAAGGGACGGAACGAGCCGUGGGAGCCGGACUACGCGAGGGAGGGCGUCGUGGCCGUCCUCGACAGCCUGAAGCGCGCCGCGAAGAUGGAAGAAGGCGACGCGGCGCGUGACAGGUUCGCGAAAAUAGCCGUCGCGCUCGCGACGCAGGCGGCCGACGACGCGGCCGACGGCGACGACGAGCGCGAGGCCCACUUCGAGCGGUGCGCCGUGACGGCGGCGGGCGCCUGCGCGCGGUCCAUGCGGCCCAACGCGGCGCGACAGGUGCUCGAGGUGGCGAAGAAGCGCGCCGCGCGCGAGGCCGGCGCCUGGCCGAAGACGGUGCUGUACAACGCGGUCCUGGACGCCUUCGAGGCGGCGGGCAGGUCGACCGACGCGCUCCAGCUUCUCGACGAGUUCGAUAGGAACGGCGUGCCGUACGACGCCGUCACGUACAAUAUCGUUUUGAGACUGUGCGCGCGCGACGGCGCCUACCAGCGCGCGGCGGAGCUAUUGGACGAAAUGGUCGCGGACCCCUCCCCGAAAGUGCGGCCCGACGUCUUCUCGUUCACGACGGCCAUCAAGGCCUGCUGCGUCGAGCCGAAGCGGCGGCGGCGCGACGACCCCGCGGCGCGCGCCCGGUUCGCGCUCGGGCUGCUGUCGCGCUGCGCCGACGCCAACGAGGUCACGUUCCGGACGGCGCUGCGUGCCUGCGUCGGCCGGCCCGACGAUCCGCCGCCGCAGCGCGACGCGGCCCGCGUGGCGCUCGGCGUGCUCGCGCGCAUGCGCGUGGCGGGCUACCGGCCCGACGGCCUCGGCGACGUCGUCGACGGCGCGACGCUGGCGCGCCUGCGGCGGGCGGCGCGCGACGACGUCGGCUUCUCGGCGGAGGGCGCGCGGGCAGCGGAGUUUUUCGGACUUGUGGAUCGGCGCAGCGUUCCUGACGAGGACGAGGACGAGUGGGAGUACUAG